AUCCUAGGAGUCGCUAGGGUCUGAACACCGAUACCCCUGGAUUCCGAACAGUGGGAGUGAUGCCCAUUCAGCGCGUCCGCGGGGUGCCAGCGCUUGUUGCCGACCUCGGACCCCACCAGCCAUGAGCCUGGAACGGGGAGCCCUCCUCGACGCCCUCGCCCGUUGGCGCCAGGCUUCCUCCUCAAGUGCGCGGGCGUUGCGCACGGCGUGCACGUCGGCCCCGACCAGACCGACCUCGGCAGGUGGUCCAGCGCCCUCGCGCGCACCCUGUCGGAGUCGCGCCUGGCGGCCGCCGCCCCGCCGACGGCCGCCGCCGCCUCGGCGGGACAGCAGCUGACGCCCUCGUCGGGCCAGGGCCGAGGCAACAGCGUCGCCCGAAGCCGCAGUUCUGGCAGACGAACCACUUUUUUCACCGCGCGCGCGCAGAUGAAGGGGCCGAAAGGCAAGCCGGCCAUGAAGCUCAUAGGCGUGCCCAUGAGCAGCAAGGUCGCCAACGUGCGCACUACGCCCAAGGUGAACAUGCGAGACACGAGCAUUACCAUCCAGACUCGUGAGGCAUUCUUCGACAGCCAGGUUGCGGGCAAGAUCACGGGCCACCAGAGGACCAUUACCCCGACGCGGAAGGACGAGGUGCGGUGGAACAAGGCGGUGCACGUGCCAGUGUUGUUGGACCGAGGCCUGGACGGCUCGGGCUCCACCAGCGUGCCGGCCAAGGUGACCGAGGUCAGGGCCGCGCCCUCGCAGCAGCCGGCGCGGAUCGAGAGCCGCUUGGACCCCGCGGACAGGAGGCAGUUCAAGCCCAAUCACCAGUUUCCAUAGGUCACGUGGGAGGGCAGCUGGACCGCAGCACGCAUUAUGACGAUGUGAUUUACCCUUUUGUGCUCGGGCCAGGCCAGGCCCACGCCAGCGCACGUCUGCGUGCCAAUGUCCAGGCGGAUGUGCGCACGCGUGGGCCACUUUUUCUUGGCCGUUUUCCCACUUGGUGCUCUGAGUGUUUUCCUCUCGGGGGUCGUUCUCCAUCCAUUCAGCAGUGGUGGUGCGGAUUGGCACGCGCAACGGUUCUCAUCCGGCACCACUUGUAACGGGUGUCUCAGCGUGCGUGAGGGUUAGCAGAGUCGUUGUAGGUUGUCAAUCUUGCCUCUGCCCGAGA
Messenger RNA from Prorocentrum cordatum, 1150 nucleotides. The record is from the annotation of a GenBank genome assembly. NCBI's taxonomy places the organism in Eukaryota, Dinophyceae, Prorocentrales, Prorocentraceae.